AUGAAGAUGCUACCUGGGGUCGGAUUAUUUGGCUAUGGGUCCCUUGCCCGUGCUAAAAUAUCACUACUCCAAGCAGUGGGUUUUAAAGUUGAAGCGGUCUGGGCUCCAACCAUGGAACUAGCCAAGGAAAUAGCCACUGAUAUGAACAUCCCGUUUUACACGAACCGCGUUGAUGACGUGCUAUUGAAUCAUAACGUAGACUUAGUAUGCAUCAGUAAUCCGCCUAUAAUGCACUCACAGGUUGCAGUGAAGGCAUUGGGUAUUGGAAAACAUGUUAUGUGUGAGAAACCCGCUGGGUUGAACGAGAUUGAUGCAUUCAAAAUGGUUAACGCUGCCAGGUAUUAUCCUACCCUAAUGUCUAUCAUGGGUCAUGGACUGAGAUUUCUGCCUGCAUUCUCACGUAUGAAGACACUUGUACGAGAUGGAUACGUUGGGGUUGUGCAAUUGUGUGAAAUUCGCGUACACUGCGGGAGUAUAAUAAAGGAGAAAUACAACUGGGAAUGUGAUGAAGGAAUGGGAGGUGGCACACUGAGUGUCAUUGGUUCACAUAUGAUUGAUAUCAUCACCUACUUAAUUAAUCAAAAAGCAAUCAAAGUGCAAGGACGAUUAAAGACUUUGGUUGAGCAGACUGCCAAAAUCAAUGGUAUUCGGCGAAUCACAAGUGAUGAUUUCUGCACUUUUCAAAUGGAACUGGAUGGAGGUGCUUUUGCCACAAUAACGUUGAACUCUCACUGCUCUGGCGUGUUCUCCCAGGAAUUACUCAUUGUUGGUACAAAAGGUCGUCUUGCUGUCAGAGAAGCUGACUUGUAUGGUCAGUCAUCAGGCAUGACCAAAGAAGAGAUAAUAGUUGCUGAUUCUCUCCUCAUAUCAGAACAGCAGAGACUUGGGGUUUCUGAUGCUGUAUUGAAGGAACUGCCACUGCCAUACUUCAAAGGUGUUUUGAAGCUUAUCUGUGCCCUAAAAGAUGCAUUUGAGAGAAGAGAGGAUAAGCUGAGCUGGGAUUCUGAACCAGUAUCAAUGGCGGCUACAUUUGAGGAUGGAUUGUAUGUGCAGGCGGUUAUUGAUGGCGUCCGCCGUUCUAAUCAGACUGGGCUAUGGGAAAUGGUAGCAAUGCUGACUGAGGAGCCGGAUGCAAACCCCUAUCUGACUUCUGCUGCAGUACAUCGUAGUAGACAUUCAUUUACUUUUACUUAA
This is a messenger RNA of Saccoglossus kowalevskii, 1194 nucleotides long. RefSeq names its product glucose-fructose oxidoreductase domain-containing protein 2-like. NCBI's taxonomy places the organism in Eukaryota, Metazoa, Hemichordata, Enteropneusta, Harrimaniidae. Gene Ontology annotation, molecular function: nucleotide binding. The record is from RefSeq and is a predicted model, not a curated record.